Messenger RNA from Ornithodoros turicata, 933 nucleotides. RefSeq lists its product as uncharacterized. The coding region runs from base 1 to 933 and encodes 310 amino acids. NCBI's taxonomy places the organism in Eukaryota, Metazoa, Arthropoda, Arachnida, Ixodida, Argasidae. The record is from RefSeq and is a predicted model, not a curated record. The transcript is spliced from 3 exons.
AUGGCUUGCCUGAAAGGCCAGUGCCAAGCAAGGGCCCACACCGUCAACGACGAGGUGGUCCAUACUGUGAACGAACAUACUCACGGAGCGGAUAACCUGAGGUUGGAAGCUGUCUUCGCUUAUUGGGCUAUGAAGGAGAAAGCACGCGCCACGGAAGAGCCAAACCAGAGUAUCAUCAGCACAAUGGCAAAUGAGACCACAUUUGAUGCUCUCCAUUACCUGCCCUCGAGGGACACCAUGAAACGGACGCUUCGGAGGAACAGGGCCCGUGAGCAGAGACCACAUGUCCUCCCAACAAGCUUAAGCGAAUUGACAAUUCCGGCGGAGUAUGCCAUGAAAAAUGACGGAACUCAGUUCCUGCUUUAUGACUCUGGUUUGGGACACACCGAAAGAGUUAUCAUAUUUGGAAGCCCAGCGAUGCUGUCUGCACUACGAUCCUCGGACUUCUGGCUGGCAGAUGGGACUUUCAAAGUUGCCCCACAGCUCUUUUUCCAGUUAUACCCCGUCCACUGCAGGGUCAACGGUUCUGUUCUUCCGGCAGUUUAUGCACUAAUGACACAUAAGACCACGACAGCGUAUAUCACACUACUGACAGCACUGAAGAACGAGUGCGGGCACGAAAACCAACCGGACGUUGUAGUGCUGGACUUUGAGCAAGCGGCCAUCAAUGCCUUCCAGGAUGUGUUCCCUAACACUGUCGUGCGUGGAUGCUUCUUCCACUUAUCUCAGUGCAUAUACAGGAAAGUCCAAAAUGUUGGCCUGCAAGAACUGUACGCAGCUGACCCGGACAUCAGCCUAAAAGUCAAAAUGAUUGCUGCUCUAGCUUUGGUGCCGGAGGACGACGUCGCCCUAGCAUUCGAUGCUCUGGAAGAGAAUAUUCCGCAAAAUCUCCUUCGUGUCCUAGAUUACUUCGAGGAUAACUUCAUCGGCUGA